CCCCUGCUAACUAAAUUUAGAGACUACAUGCAGCAAAUCUGGCUGUAUACAUGCAGCAGUUAUUAAGGCUAUAAAAAUAUCUCGUGGUCUCGUGUGAAAGAAGAAAGUUGCACUCAGAAUCGUUUUUCAGAAAAACAUGGCUACUUAUAAACUUUUCUAUUUCCCAAUGAGAGGAGCAGUAGAGCCAGUGAGACUCUUAUUCGCACACAAAGAGAUCAAGUAUGAGGACAUUCGCCUAGCAGGAGAAGACUGGCAGAAGGAGAAGCCAAACACCCCAUUUGGAGUCAUGCCCGUCCUGGAAGAAGAUGGAAAGAAGCUUGGAGGCAGUACUGUCAUCCUCCGAUAUUUGGGAGAGAAGCAUGGCUUGGCUGGGUCUAAUGCAUGGGACAAUGCCCAUCUAGCUAACAUAUCUGACUUUAUGAUGGAUUUUGGUAACGAGCUGGUCAAAGUCCACUAUGAAAAAGACGAGACAAGAAAGCAAGAGCUCCAGAAACGUCUCGCUGAGGAAGUAAUUCCAAAAUAUUUUGGAAAGCUGAACGAAUUGACAGCCUCCACUGGGUAUCUUUGCUGUGGUCGUCUGACGUGGCCUGAUCUCCAGCUCUAUUGUGUUCUGGAUUAUGUCUUAAAGGGACAUCCAGAAGUGCUUUCAAAUUUCUCUGGACUCGCUAGUCUGAGGAAGAACAUUGAAGCUGAUGCCAACAUAAGCAAGUGGAUAAAGGAACGACCACAGACUGAGCAGUGAUUUUGCACAUUUGCUGCUAAAUGAACCAAGACUCUAUUGAAAUUUAUAAAUAUAAAUAGUAGUGAAAAAAUAUUAAAAAUUAAUUUCUAAGGUACUCUUUUAUCUUCAUUAA
Molecule: messenger RNA, 854 nt
Organism: Amphimedon queenslandica
Lineage: Eukaryota; Metazoa; Porifera; Demospongiae; Haplosclerida; Niphatidae
Product: glutathione S-transferase-like
Exons: 1
Coding region: 137-742 (201 amino acids)
Biological process (GO): glutathione metabolic process
Molecular function (GO): glutathione transferase activity
Source: RefSeq, a predicted model, not a curated record